AUGCUGCUGAGUGAGCAAGAACAGUUCUUGUCCUACAAUGGUGAAGUCCUCAUAUUUCAGCUGUCACACCCAAAACAUGUGGAGGGAGUAGCUGAUAAAACAGUGGAUUUAUGUGUCAGGAGAAUGACCUUCAACAGAGACACUAAGCUCUUUGUUCAGAAGUCUUCUGGAGCAUUCAGUGUGCAUGGCAGUCCCUUGAAAAUGGAAAUAAUUUGUUGUAGCUGCACGACAGAUUCCAGAACUGGGAUUAUCCUCCCCUGCAUUUUGAUGAAAAAGAGAAAAAGGAACAAUGUUGUCAAAUACCUUUUGCUGUUACUUCACAGCUCCAACCAGUUUGAGCAGUCCUUUCAGUUUAAAUUGGAUUAUGAGCUGAAAGAAGACAUCAACCUGUUUGGUGGCCCCUCAGUGCUGUGGAGGCAUGCCAGCAAGCUCUUCUACAUCUCUGCCAGCACCUGCACAGUCCUCAGUGCUCCUGUUCAGCUUUCUUCUGUCGUGUGGACAGGUGAAAUUGAGGAGGAAGGCCCUGUUGUCUUAGGAAUAAGAACUGCUUGCCUGACAGAGAGCGAAGCUGAGGCUGAGUUUUCCACUUCAGACAGAGCCAUUUGGGGUAGUGAGUUGUUUGGCUAUGCAGUCAGAGCACAGAAGAUGCUGCCUGGCACAUGCUUUAUGCCCCAUGCUUAUGGCAGGGUGGUGUCCUCUGUCUGUGUCUGCAAGAGUGAGACCUUGAGAAAGCAGCUCCGGACAUCACUUGUGGCCAUCACUCACAAGAAUCAGCUGAUCUGGUUCCAAGAUGGGCUGCCCAGAGGUGUUUGUGAACUUCCUUAUGAGGACCCAUACUCAGUGAAAGCAGCUGUAACCAGCAGCAGUGAUGUGCUAUUCAUUGUGUCUUUUGCCUCUGGAAAUGUCUGUGCUGUGCAGAAGAGAGGCAGCUUGCAGGUGGCUUCCAAGUGGCAAGAUGUGAAGUGUGUGCUGGUGGAUGACUUCAUCGGCUCUGGAAGUGAGCAGCUGCUGCUGCUCUUCAGGGAUGAUUCCAGUGCAGAGGUGUUGAGCACAUUCACAAUAACAGAUCUUGGAGCAGUCAGCUAUGCAAGUGGUAAAAAUUAUAAACAUAAUGUUGCUGCUGCAGAAGGAUUGCAGGAGAAUGGCUUGCUUACUGUCCAGGCCCUUCAGACAAGACUACAGGCUGGCUGUACAGCUGUGCGAGAGCUGCAGUACCACUUAGGACUCAAAAAGAGAGUCAUUCUUCAGUCCUGUAAAGCCUUGAAUGAUCUUGUGGAGGGCAGAACCCAUGUUCUACCAACUGCCAAAGAGGAAGGUCUUGCCCCUCUCUGGGAUGAGGUAGAAAAUCCUCCUUCUCCUCCUCUUGGUCAAGAGACACCAGUGGCACAGCAGGCCCCGGAGCGCCUCGUGGAGAGCUUGUGGCAGCGCGUUGUGGGGGACAGCCUGGUUGUUGGAGUGCAGCUGGCUGAAGCAUUUCACCUGUCCCUGAGUGGUGCCAGUUUAUCCUUGGUGCUGGAUCAAGACUCCUCCCUGGCUGCUCCUGUUAUCAAGUGUCGAAAUAAAGUCACCAAGCUGGACAGAGCCUGCUCAGCGCUGCCCCUCUCCCCGUGUCACAUUGAGCCUCCUGCCAAAAAGAUGAAACUGGAUUUGUGUGGCAACAGGAACCUGAAGAAGGAGUUUCCCCAGGGGUGUUCAGGGGCUGGGCUGGCUGCAGGCAGGGCAGUGACUGCUGUCACCAGCCUCUCACCACUACUGGCUUUCCAUCGUGUGUGCUGCGCUGUCCUCCUGCAUGCCAAGAGAAAGGCACCGCAUGGGGACAGCCUGCAGGAGAGCAAAGAGAUCUCUGUGUUCUGUGGGAAGAUUGCCUUGAGCCUGGAGGAUAUUUCCAAUGGAAAACAUUCAGUAAAGCUGCUGAGGGAUAAUGGAUACUGCACAGGUUCCAUGGAAGAUGUACUUGCUGUCCUUGCAGUGUCUGCCAGGUUCUCCUUUCAGGUGGUGUCUGCUGCCUGCACACUGACUCCAAUCGCUUCGUGGUUACUGGGAGACAUGGAGUGCACACCACUGAAGGAAUGCACAGACAAGCUGUUCUGUCACAAGGCAGGAAAUGUCUAUGGGACAAUUCUCAGCUGGACCCUGAAAAAUCCACUGGAAGGAGUUCUGACCUUAUUCUGCAGAAAUCUGACUGUCUUGUUCCAGUGCCUUCAUAGCCUUAGAAGAGUUCUGCCAGCAAGCUGUGAUGUAAAACUGCUGAGGUCUGGCAGCAAGGAUGCACUUAGUGAGCAGCUAGCACUGGCCCUGGAGAAAGAAAUGCUCACCUCAAGAAGCGCUUUCUUCUCAGUGCUCACCUCAGGAAGUUCUUUCUUCUCAAAAGAAAGUAAAGCUGAAAGUACUUCUCCAUGGGGGGAUGAAUCUGAUGAGGAAAUAAGUGCUGCUGCUGUGGCUUCUUUACUGGAGAGUAAGGAAGGAGUUGAGCAGUUCAGAAAGAAACUGCAGAGUGAGAGGGACAAGAGUGAGCUGAGCAUGGCUCAGACCAUGACUGCUGCCCUGUACCAGGAGAUGACUUGGAAAACAGCAGAAGCUCAGCUCAGCUCAGAUAUGGUUGUGUGGAGACUGAGCAAGGCCUAG
Messenger RNA from Indicator indicator, 2625 nucleotides. RefSeq names its product FA complementation group B (gene FANCB). Bases 1 to 2625 code for a protein of 874 amino acids. Gene Ontology annotation, biological process: positive regulation of double-strand break repair via homologous recombination; negative regulation of double-strand break repair via homologous recombination; interstrand cross-link repair. Lineage: Eukaryota; Metazoa; Chordata; Aves; Piciformes; Indicatoridae. The transcript is spliced from 8 exons. The record is from RefSeq and is a predicted model, not a curated record. Gene Ontology annotation, cellular component: Fanconi anaemia nuclear complex.